Molecule: messenger RNA, 3499 nt
Organism: Pangasianodon hypophthalmus (striped catfish)
Lineage: Eukaryota; Metazoa; Chordata; Actinopteri; Siluriformes; Pangasiidae
Gene: anapc5
Product: anaphase promoting complex subunit 5
Exons: 17
Coding region: 295-2586 (763 amino acids)
Biological process (GO): anaphase-promoting complex-dependent catabolic process; protein K11-linked ubiquitination; positive regulation of mitotic metaphase/anaphase transition
Cellular component (GO): anaphase-promoting complex
Molecular function (GO): protein binding
Source: RefSeq, a predicted model, not a curated record
CUCUGCGUCGCGCACUGAGACGUCAUCAGCUCGCCGGAACUGGAGGGUAGUUUUGAAUCUGUCGCUUUAGCGCCUGGUGUUGAUGUUAAUUUGCUGGUUAGACUGUAGUUUAAAGAUGAUUUAGAGGUUAUAAUGAGUUAUAAACACACACACACACACACACACACACGCGCUUUAGAGAAGGAUGAAGGUUAUGAAUUCGGUGGUGUUUGGUGCUGACGCCGUGCUGCAGUGUGUGUAACUGCGUGUUUAUGAGAUUGUACACAGGUGAUUAUAGAGGCGUUAUAGCGCGUUAUGGCGAGUGUUCACGAGAGUCUGUACUUUAACCCGAUGAUGGUGAACGGCGUGGUGCAGGUGAAUAUAUUCGGCAUUAAGGACUGGGUGACUCCGUAUAAGAUCUCAGUGUUAGCGCUGCUGUAUGAGAUGAGCUCAGCUAACAAACACAUGGAGCUGCUGGACAGGAGGAGACUCAACAAACUCAUCUUACCUUUACAACAGGGCCCAGAUGUGACGUUUGAGCAGUUCCUGAGCUCAGUAGAAGAGUGCUGUCCUCUCAUCGCCAACACUGUCAAACACAGGUUGUGUACGAUGGCAGACAGAGAGCUGCAGGACAUGGAGCACUUCUUCGCUGAGUUACCGAGCGCCUUCACCGACUCUGAGGCGUUUAAGACCAGCGUUGUGGGGUUGUUUAUGCGUCAGAUGUUGUUGGCGUAUAAUAAACUCUCCUUCAGUCAGGUGUAUAAACUCUACAAGGCCCUACAGCAGUACUGUCGCCGCGGGCAACGACCCCGACACGACCUCUCCACCCUCGCUAACGAAGACAUGGAGCUGAGCGCGAACGAGGACACACUCGCCAACAUCACGGAGAAAACUGAGCCGGACACACACACGCUGCACCAAUCAGAGCUCCGGGGUGAUGAGAGUCGCGGUCCUCUCUCUCAGAAACAGGCUGAGUAUUUCCUCGCUCGACAGGCGUACAUGUUGAAGAACGAUGAGAACAAAGCCAUGAGUCCAGAUAAACUGCAGGACGAACUCAACAACAUCCUGAAGUUUAACCCUGACUUCGCUGAGGCGCACUAUGUGAGUUACCUGAACAGUAUGCGUGUUCAGGACGUCUUCACCUCCACACACAGUCUGCUGCACUACUUUGAUCGUCUCGUCCUGUCCGGUGCGGAGGGGAAAAGUAACGGAGACGAGGGAUUCGGACGCAGCCUUCGCUACGCCGUCCUCAACCUGGCAACCCUGCACUGCCGCUUCAACCACUAUCAGCAGGCUGAUCUUGCUCUUCAGGAGGCCAUCAGAAUCGCUCAGGAAGCAAACGACCAUGUCUGCCUACAGCACUGUCUGAGUUGGCUGUACACGUUGGAGCAGAUGAAGGGAUGUGACAGUGCGGUUCUGACUGAAGACUCUGUUAAAAUGGCUGCAUAUUUCUGUUUAACAUAUUUAGCGUGUCUGGGCGUGCAGUCUCUGGUCCAGCGGGGGGCGCUGCAGGGUUUCUCAGCCCCUCAGCUGCUCGAUGCUCAGCGUCAGACCGCCGUGCUGCUGUGGAAACACAGUCUGAACGAGCUGAUCGAGAUUAGUCUGGCUCAGAGCGCCUCCCUGUGGAGCAUGUACGGCAAGAGUACGAUGUCUGUGCAGCAGUCUCAGCUCCUGUUGAACAUGAACAGUUUGGAGCCGGUGAAUUUCAGCGUUCAGCAGAACAACACGGAGCCGUUCACCAUCGCGCUCUGUCACCUCGCACAGCUCCACGCCGACCAGGGUCUGUACGCUGCCGCGAGUGACAUCAUCAAACACCUGAAGCAGCAGUUUCCUCCUCACACUCAACACGCUAAGAUCUGGAUGCUGUGUGAUCUGAACAUUCAGUUUGAGAAAGCGAUGAAUGAUGGGAAAUAUCACGUGGCCGAGCCUCACGUCACCGCCAUCUCCGCCCUGAACAGCACCGAGGGGCUCUACAGGAAAGCUCAGCUGUUAAAGGCUUUAAAUCGGACAUCAGAAGCUUCCAAAGUCCUGCAGCGUCUACAGCAGCUGUGUGAGAAGAACAAGAACACUGAGAUGAUCAUCAGGGUGAUGUUGGCCACAGCAGAGCUGCACUGGGACUCGUGUGGAUUUUCGGCGGCUCUCCCGCUCCUGCUAAAGGCUUUAGCGCUCACACGCCAGCACAACCUGCAGAGACUCGAGUGUAAAACUAUACUGCACCUCGCCUACACACAGCUGAUGUUAGGGAUCCCGGAGCAGGCUCUCUCGCUGGUGUGUGGUGUGUUGGAGUGUGUGUUAGCCCACGGUGCGCUGAUGGAUAAAGCUAAAGCUCUGCUGCUGAUGGCUCGGUGUCAGGUGGCUCUAACUGCAUCUGCCUCAGAGGAACACCGACUCACUGCUGUAGAGGCAGCGGUACACACUCUGGAUGAGGCCGGGUUUUAUUUCUCUCAGCUGGACUGUAAACAGCGUCUGCGUGAUGUUUAUUACCUGCAGUCUCGGCUGCACCACACGCUGGGAAACUCGGCCGAGCGCAACAAGUGUGCACUGAUGUUCCGCAUGCUGAACCAGGAGCUGCUGCACGCCCCGGCCACGCCCACUCACCACCUCUAACACACACACACACACACACGCCCCGGCCACGCCCACUCACCACCUCUAACACACACACACACACACACACACACACACACACGCCCCGGCCACGCCCACUCACCACCUCUAACACACACACACACACACACACGCCCCGGCCACGCCCACUCACCACCUCUAACACACACACACACACACACACACACACACACGCCCCGGCCACGCCCACUCACCACCUCUAACACACACACACACACACGCCCCGGCCACGCCCACUCACCACCUCUAACACACACACACACACACGCGCCCCGGCCACGCCCACCCACCACCUCUAACACACACACACACACGCCCCGGCCACGCCCACUCACCACCUCUAACACACACACACACGCCCCGGCCACGCCCACUCACCACCUCUAACACACACGCCCCGGCCACGCCCACUCACCACUUCUAACACACACACACGCCCCGGCCACGCCCACUCACCACCUCUAACACACACACACACACACACACACCCCGGCCACGCCCACUCACCACCUCUAACACACACACACACACACACACACACACACACACCCCGGCCACGCCCACUCACCACCUCUAACACACACACAUACACACGCACGCCCCGGCCACGCCCACUCACCACCUCUAAUACACACGCACGCCCCGGCCACGCCCACUCACCACCUCUAACACACACACACACACGCACGCCCCGGCCACGCCCACUCACCACCUAUAACACACACGCCGCCCACCACCUCUAACACACACACACACCCUGGCCACGCCCACCCACCACCUCUAACACACACGACCUGUAAUACACACACAACACAGAUCUGUAGUGAUAAACAAAGUGUUUGAACAUAAACAAGUGUGUUUUUAUUCGUGUGAAUAAACCGAGAGCAUUUCA